Messenger RNA from Trichosporon asahii var. asahii CBS 2479, 375 nucleotides. RefSeq lists its product as uncharacterized. The transcript has 3 exons. The record is from RefSeq and is a predicted model, not a curated record. The coding region runs from base 1 to 375 and encodes 124 amino acids. Lineage: Eukaryota; Fungi; Basidiomycota; Tremellomycetes; Trichosporonales; Trichosporonaceae.
AUGUUCGCCCUCCGCCGCUCCGUCGUCCCCGUCUCGCGCUCUGUCCGCGCCUUCUCCGUCUCGCCCAUGUCGCUCAAGGGCAGCAAGGAAUGGCUAGGGCUUGGUCACGAAGAUGAAUCGCCGGAUGAGCUUUCUCGACCGCUCGCCGACUCCAAGGAGGCCGCCUUCGCCGCCGCCGCCGAUGUCGAGGAGUACGAGAGGUCGUUCGGCGAGGGUGCCUCUGAGAACAAGGCCAACGACACCGCCCAGAACAUCGCCAACAAGAUCGAGGACGCUGCCAAGAAGGCCGCCGCCGAGGCCGACGCCCAGGUCCAGUCGUACCAGGACGCCGAGCUCGGUCUCCCCCAGAGCAACCCCCUCAAGAAGGACAAGUAA